CAGUUCCCCUCCUAGCUCGUUGUCAGUAGUGUUGUUUGUGAGAAAGACAGAAGAAAUAAUGCCAGGCCCUCAGUGCUGCUCGAACCCACCGACCCUGAACCCAACCAGUGGAUUCGGCCACGUUGAGAAGCUUGGUGGUCUCGACUCCUAUCUCACUGGCUCUCCUAACUCCAAGCUUGCCAUUGUUCUUGUCUCCGACAUUUAUGGGUAUGAGGCUCCAAACUUGAGGAAGCUCGAAGACAAAGUUGCAGCUGCUGGCUUCUUUGUUGUGGUCCCUAACUUCUUUUAUGGAGACCCUUAUGUACCUCCAGCUGAUGGAUCCCAUGGCGGUCUACCUACAUGGCUGAAAGGUCAUGGACCGGUAUAGUAUUUUGAUAUACGAAUGUAUAAGUUUGUUUAUUUAUAAUUUCAGUGAUAUCACAAGUUUCCUGUGGGAUUA
Molecule: messenger RNA, 439 nt
Organism: Rosa chinensis
Lineage: Eukaryota; Viridiplantae; Streptophyta; Magnoliopsida; Rosales; Rosaceae
Product: endo-1,3;1,4-beta-D-glucanase-like
Exons: 3
Coding region: 59-367 (102 amino acids)
Molecular function (GO): hydrolase activity
Source: RefSeq, a predicted model, not a curated record